CACUCAGAGCCGGUUUCGUUUCGUUUCGUUUCCUCCAUCGUCCAGGAGCUUCCUUGUCCGAACGGAUUCCGGAGCACCCACGACUAGGCUCUUCCUGCGUCCCGGCAACAUUCGAAACCUGAGGCCGGCGCUAAACGAUCAGAUUAGAGAACUCGACGGCAUGGCGAAAACCCAAAACGCCAUCCUAGGCCUCUCCGGCUCUCCCUGUCCAGUGUAUGGGUCCGCCCAACGUGCCGACGUUGCAAACAUCGCAGUUGGCAGCGAUGUUUUGUUUUUUGUUUGUUUUUUUUUAAAAAAAAAAGAAGAAGAAGGAGAAGUUCCAUUUGGUGCCAGUAGUACAUGCAAAUGCAAUGCCACUUCACCGCGCAGCGACCGAGUGACACUCUCCCCUGGUCCUAGCAUUUUGUUACGAGCAUCAUCAUCAUCUGAAAACAACCCCAACUCCGGCUAAUAACUACGCACGCACGGCCGACGCCACCGCCAAGAUUAGCAGAACAGAACCCGCAGGAUUAACCAGGCCACCCCCGCGCUCCAGGCUCCCCCCUCUCCGCGCGAUCGCCAUCGCAGCAAUGCCUCCCCCUCCGCCGGCGGCCGCCCGCAGCAGGGGGCGGUGCAGCGCGCUCAGCUUCGCGGCGGCGCGGGACCGCUGCUUCAGCCACCGGUUCCGCAGGGCGGGGCUGCGCCCGCUCGCCGUGCCGCUCCCAGCGCCAGGCCCGGACCCCGACCCAGACCCGGCCACCACGGUCCACAUGUGGGUGCCCGCGGGCCCGCCGCCGCGGAACCCGCUGCUUCUCCUGCACGGCUUCGGCGCCUCCGCCACGUGGCAGUGGGCGCCCUACCUCCGCGCGCUGAUCGCCGCCGGGUUCGACCCCAUCGUGCCCGACCUCGUCUUCUUCGGCAACUCCUGCACGCGCCUCCCCGACCGCUCCGACGCCUUCCAGGCCUCCGCCAUCAAGGCCGCCAUGGACGCCAUCGGGGUCCCCAGGUUCGGCCUCGUCGGCGUCAGCUACGGCGGCUUCGUCGGCCACCGGAUGGCCGCCAUGUUCCCGGAGGCCGUCGACCGGGUCGCCUUGGUCUGCGCGGGGGUCUGCCUCGAGGAGAAGGACCUGGCCGAGGGACUCUUCCCCGUGGCUGGGGUCGGGGAGGCCGCCGACCUGCUCGUGCCGCGCCGACCGGAGGAGGUGCGCCGCCUCGUCCGCCUCACCUUCGUGCGCCCGCCGCUCAUCAUGCCCUCCUGCUUCCUCUGGGACUACAUCAGGGUGAUGGGCUCUGAUCAUAUCCAGGAGAAGACUGAGCUGCUAUAUGCUUUGAUUAAUGGGAGACAACUCUGUACUCUUCCAAAAUUGACCCAGCCGACGCUUAUAAUCUGGGGGGAGCAAGAUCGGGUGUUCCCAAUGGAGCUGGCUCACAGAUUGAACAGGCAUCUAGAGGGGAAUUCUCGAUUAGUUGUCAUAAAAAAUGCUGGGCAUGCAGUCAAUAUUGAGAAGCCCAAGGAAGUGUGCCGGAACAUCAUAGAGUUUUUCAAGGAGCCGGUUGCUGGAGCUGCAAACGUGGACGACAAGGUGUAGCUCCCACCAAUGGCGGACAGGUCUUCGCUAGGCAUCAGCAGACAGCAGACCCAACCACGGCAGAUACGUGUACAUCUCUCCGCCAUUGUCUGAUGCAGUAGAGUCAUUGGAGUAGCGAGAGCUUUUUACCUGUAUGACAUUAUGAAAGAUCGACCAAACUAGGAAGCCACUAAAAAGUUGUUUCGCACCGUUAUACCCAACUUCAUCUUCGGCUAUACCCGUGUGCCAUUCCGUCCAUUUUGAAGUCUAACGGCAGUUAAGUGGCCUGGCAAUAGACUUGAAUGCCCCUGGGCUACUUGGUCUCGACAACAAAAAUUUUUUGUCCCCAGUGCCACUGACUGCCAAUUUUGGAUACCGCUAUGAACGAGCCAAUCAAAAUACCGUGUGCCACUAACGGCCUAUUUUGGAUACUACCAUGGUAAAUGCAGGAUAUGGUGUAUGGUUAAAAUACAGUGUGUCAAAUUUUCGUGUAUAUUUAAUGCUCCAUAAAUA
Sorghum bicolor (sorghum) is the source of this 2060-nucleotide messenger RNA. RefSeq names its product 2-hydroxy-6-oxononadienedioate/2-hydroxy-6-oxononatrienedioate hydrolase. The transcript has 5 exons. Gene Ontology annotation, molecular function: catalytic activity. Lineage: Eukaryota; Viridiplantae; Streptophyta; Magnoliopsida; Poales; Poaceae. The record is from RefSeq and is a predicted model, not a curated record. Bases 570 to 1568 code for a protein of 332 amino acids.